AGCGGUGUUGCUCAAUAGAAAUAUUUGUUUUGAAUAGAAAAGAGUGAAAUUGUCAAAGUUUUGCACUCUAUUUUAUCUUGAGGAUCGUCGUAUUUUCUAAGACAAUCGCAGUAAUGUCCGAUUCAGAGUACAGUAGUGAUGAUGAUGAAGAUUAUGUACCAGAAUGUGAUAGUGCAAGUGAAGAAGAAGUCGAUCCUGAAGAGAAAUCUUCCAGUAAACAGAAAUCCACCAAAAAAGCACCCCCAAAAAGAAAACGAAAGGGAGGAAUAAAGCUUGAUGAUAAUGACAAUGAUGAUGAUGAUGACCAGAGUGAUGACGAAGACCUUGAUGAACAAGAAAGAAUAGAAAAAGAAAAGAAAAAGCAAGAGAAAGAUGAGCAAGCAAAGAAGGCUCACAUGGAAGACUUGUGGUCAGCUUUUAAAAGUGACACAGCACAUGUUAGAGCUAAACCAACUCCAUCGACGAGUACUAAGGCUGUACCUUCUAAAGCAGAAAGCACCAGUGCACUGCAACCUAAAGAUACAAAGUCCUUGACAUCGUCAUCAAAACCUUUAACAAAAAAAGUCAGCAUCACCAAGACAUUUGACUUUGCUGGAGAGGCUGUGACGGUAACCAAGACAGUUGAUGCAGAUUCUAAUGAAGCAAAGAUGGCAAAGAAACAAGAAUCUGAAGAGAAAUCAAAGCUUGACUGGGAAAGCUUCAAGUCAGAAACAGGAAUAACUGACGACUUGAAAAACUUCAACAAGAAUGGGUAUCUUGAAAGACAAGAUUUUCUACAGAGGACAGAUCAAAGGCUGUUUGAGAGAGAAAAAGAGACAAGAGCUGCAAUGAGAAACAACAGAAGCUGAGCUUACAUUAACACCACCUCUCAAAUCCCUUGAUCUCACUCAAAGUUUGUUACUACUGCCACACCAUAAAUUUUCCUGGGUUACUCAAUGAAAAAAGGCUGUGAUAUUGAUAAAGAUUCAAAGGGAGACUUAUUGAAGCCUUCAGUAAGCAUUAUCAAGGACUGYAUUGUAAAUARAUAGAYCACAAUAAAAUUAAUGAACCUUCAAAA
This is a messenger RNA of Exaiptasia diaphana, 1057 nucleotides long. RefSeq names its product craniofacial development protein 1. The transcript has 8 exons. The record is from RefSeq and is a predicted model, not a curated record. Lineage: Eukaryota; Metazoa; Cnidaria; Anthozoa; Actiniaria; Aiptasiidae. The coding region runs from base 114 to 848 and encodes 244 amino acids.